GCGCCACACGCAGCGGAAGGAAGGAAGUCCGCCAUUGAAGCUAACUCACAACGUGAGUGGUACGUUCGAAGAGCACUGGUUUAAAAAAAGGUGCAAUUUUUUUUCAUCAUAUACCUACUGCUGGUAUAUCGUUGUGGACAUGGCGUACAGAGGACAAGGAGGACAGAAGGUCCAGAAGGUUAUGGUGCAGCCCAUUAACCUGAUUUUCAGGUACCUGCAAAAUCGCUCACGGAUCCAGGUGUGGUUGUAUGAACAGGUGAACAUGCGGAUAGAAGGCUGCAUUAUUGGAUUUGAUGAGUACAUGAACCUGGUUCUAGAUGAUGCAGAGGAAGUCCACAUGAAGACUAAGAACAGAAAGCCACUGGGGAGGAUCAUGUUGAAAGGAGACAACAUCACCUUGCUGCAGAGUGUGUCCAACUAGGACGAUGGAAAUGAAGACCAAGUGUUUUCUAUUCUUUCUUUUUUUUUCCUCUAAAUUUUGAGUACGUUUGUGUUAAUAUGACAUGAAUAUUGUAAUAUUUUCUUUCUUCCUUAUGGUUCCAUUUUGAAAAUAAAUUUGUUUUUUCUUACAAGU
Messenger RNA from Mugil cephalus (flathead mullet), 574 nucleotides. It is a transcript of the gene snrpe, whose product is annotated as small nuclear ribonucleoprotein polypeptide E. Gene Ontology annotation, cellular component: precatalytic spliceosome; U4/U6 x U5 tri-snRNP complex; U4 snRNP. The transcript has 5 exons. Gene Ontology annotation, biological process: mRNA splicing, via spliceosome; spliceosomal snRNP assembly. The record is from RefSeq and is a predicted model, not a curated record. The coding region runs from base 140 to 421 and encodes 93 amino acids. Gene Ontology annotation, molecular function: RNA binding. Lineage: Eukaryota; Metazoa; Chordata; Actinopteri; Mugiliformes; Mugilidae.